Messenger RNA from Microtus ochrogaster (prairie vole), 1451 nucleotides. RefSeq names its product carbonic anhydrase 9 (gene Ca9). The record is from RefSeq and is a predicted model, not a curated record. NCBI's taxonomy places the organism in Eukaryota, Metazoa, Chordata, Mammalia, Rodentia, Cricetidae. Gene Ontology annotation, cellular component: plasma membrane. Gene Ontology annotation, molecular function: zinc ion binding; carbonate dehydratase activity.
AUGGCUUCCCUGGGCCCCAGACCCUGGCCCUUUUUGUUGAUCCCAGCCCCUACUGUGCUGUUGCUGCUGGUGCUGUUUCUGCUGCCCCUAGUGUCUGCUCAUCCCCAGGGCCUGUCCGGAUUGCAGGGGGAGCCCUCCUUGGGAGAAAGUUCAUCUGGGGAGGAUGAUCUGGGCGUGGAGGAUCUGCCCAGUGAAGAGGAUGCACCUGGAGAGGCUCCACCUGAAGUUAACGCUGAAGCUGAAAAGGAGGAUUCCCCAAAGUUAGAGGAUUUACCUACUGUUGAGUCUCCUGAGGACAGUCAUGGCUCUCACGAGGACGGAAAAGGGGGUGGCCACGGUCUUUGGAGCUAUAGAGGCACCCUACUCUGGCCCCAGGUGUCCCCAGCCUGUGCCGGCCGAUUUCAGUCCCCUAUAGAUAUCCGCCCAGAGCUCACCUCGUUCUGCCGUGCCCUGCAACCCCUGGAACUACUGGGCUACGAGCUCCAACCUCUCCCGGAACUGAGCCUGCAGAAUAAUGGCCACACGGUACAGCUGACUCUGCCACCUGGGCUGAAGAUGGCUCUGGGACCUGGGCAGGAAUACCGGGCUCUGCAGUUGCACUUACACUGGGGAACUUCAGAUCACCCGGGCUCAGAGCACACUGUGAAUGGUCACCGUUUCCCUGCUGAGAUCCACGUGGUUCACCUCAGUACGGCUUUCUCCGAGCUUCAUGAAGCCUUGGGUCGCCCUGGGGGCCUGGCAGUUUUGGCUGCCUUUCUGCAGGAGAGCCCAGAAGAGAACGGUGCCUAUGAACAGCUGCUGUCGCACUUGGGAGAAAUUGCAGAGGAAGGCACACAGAUCAAGAUCCCAGGUCUGGAUGUCUCCGCAUUGCUGCCCUCGGACCUCAGCCGCUACUACCGAUAUGAAGGGUCUCUAACCACACCUCCCUGCAGCCAGGGGGUCAUCUGGACUGUGUUCAACCAGACAGUGAAGCUGAGCACGAAGCAGCUCCAUACUCUCUCUGUUUCCCUGUGGGGACCUCAUGAUUCUCAGCUACAACGGAAUUUCCGAGCCACACAACUUUUGAAUGGGCGAAUGAUUGAGGCUUCUUUCCCUGCCGAAGUGGACAGCAGCCCUGAGCCAGUCCACACGAAUUCCUGCCUUGCUGCUGGUGACAUCCUAGCCUUGGUGUUUGGCAUUCUCUUUGCUGUCACCAUCGUGGCCUUCCUCAUCCAGCUGAGGCAGAACAGGAACAGAAGUGAGACCAAAGAUGGAGCUAGCUACAGCCCAGCAGAAAUGGCAGAGACUGGAGCCUAAUAAGGAGAAGCCAGCUAGAGGAUUCUGGAAACCUUGUCCUGUCCAUUAUACAACUCCUUUUAACCACUAAGGAACCUUUCUCAUCUUUUUAACUUUUCUUCUUUUCCGUAAAGUACUGUAAUGGGAUCUUAUAGUGAAAAGCCAAGUCUGGACUC